CUGAGGAGUGAGCCAUCUCGCUCCCUUCCUAUCUCUGAAAGUCGCGCAUGUGCAGUAGCGACAUAACAAAGCACAAUGGCGGCGUCCGUUGCAACUCCAUUGCGAACCAGGAAGUCAAAAGUGUUGGAGAGUUUCACCCUUAACUUAGCCCCAAAAAAACUACCUGCACUAUGUGUAAGGCGGAAUUUGCUUUCCCUGUGAGCACUUCCGUUAUGCACGAGCAUUUGAGGAGGAGGCACGUUGCACAUCGUAACGUAGACGAUGCAGACUCGCCUCGUAGACGAGGAGGAGCUCAUGGACCCUGGUGUCAUGGAGGCUGAGAGGGAAGGUGAUGACUGUGACACCAGCGGGAGCGAAGAGCUCAGGCUCGUCCUCAUCGGAAAAACAGGAAGUGGCAAGAGUGCAUCUGGAAACACCAUCUUGGGCCGGAAGCAGUUCCUGUCUCAGAUCAGCGGCGACUCCGUCACAAAAAUCUGUGAGCUUGAGAGCGUCGUGCUCACAGAGGAAGAGGAGGAGGAGGGCCAGGCUGGCACACAGAGGAAGAUGAGGAGGAGAGUCUCGGUGGUUGACAUGCCAGGUUUCGGGGACACUCGCUUCAGCAGGGAGCAGAUUAUUGAAGAAAUAACCAAUUGUGUGUGUCUCUCUGCCCCCGGGCCUCAUGCCUUCCUCCUGGUGGUGCCAAUAGGACGAUACACAGAAGACGAGAACAAGGCUGUUAGUGAGAUGUUAAAGAUAUUUGGGGAGGAGGCACUCUGUCACCACACUCUGGUUCUUUUUACCAGAGGUGAUGACCUGGAGGGGAUGGGGAUUGAAGAGUUCCUGAGUAAUAAUGUGCCUGCUGAGCUCAAGGCUCUGAUUGACAGGUGUGGCGGCAGGUACCAUGUCCUCAACAACAGAGACACAAGUAACUCAGGGCAAGUGAAAGAACUCCUGAUGAAGCUGGACAUGAUGGUGAGGCAGAGCACCACAGGGUUUUAUACCAACGCAAUGUUUUCAAAGGCGGAAGCUGCCAUCAGGGAGGAGCAGGAAAGGAUGUUGAGGAAGCAAGGGGACGAGGAAGAACAAGGGGGGACUUCAACUAUGAGACAGGAGGCUGCGCUCUCUGCUAAUGUCCGGGACAGAGUAAAGAUCAUGGUAGCUGCUGUAGCCACGGGUGUGGCCGUCGGGACAAUAGUUGGCAUAGCAGACCCUUUGGAGGCUGCAGGUAAACUAGGCACGGGGGUUGGGAAAGCUGUCGGGGCCAUGAUGGCAGCAGCUUCAGAGAAAACGUCCCUGGCAAUGGUAGCAGUAAUAGGUGGGGCCGUGGGCGGUUCUAUGGCAGCCAUGAUUGGCACUGGGGCUGCCAGUCCAAGGGAGGGUGCUUUGGAUACUCUGGGGCAGGUUAGUGUCAUCGGGGCCCCUGCUGUUGGGAGGGCAGCAGGAGUUGGAGCGUCCUUGGGAGCUGGGGCGGCUAUAGGUGCAGCUCUGGAGGGAGCAGCUGAAACUGCAGGAGUAGGUGCCAGCACGGUCCCCGUCAGACCCUUCGGGAAAUGUGGGGGAAACAACUACCAUCUAGAAGCUAUCACAGACGAGGAGGAGCUCAUGGACCCUGGUGUCAUGGAGGCUGAGAGGGAAGGUGAUGACUGUGACACCAGCUGGAGCGAAGAGCUCAGGCUCGUCCUCAUCGGAAAAAAAGGAAGUGGCAAGAGUGCAUCUGGAAACACCAUCUUGGGCCGGAAGCAGUUCCUGUCUCAGAUCAGCGGCAGCUCCGUCUCACAAAUCUGUGAGCUCGGGAUCGUCCUGCUCGCAGAGGAAGAGGAGGAGGAGGAGGAGGACCAGGCUGUCACACGGAGGAAGAGGAGGAGAGUCACGGUAGUUGACAUGCCAGGUUUAGGGGACACUGACCUCAGCAGGGAGCAGAUUCAUGAAGAAAUAGCAAAGUGUGUGUGUCUCUCUGCUCCCGGGCCUCAUGCCUUCCUCCUGGUUGUGCCAUUAGGACGAUACACAGAUGACGAGAACCAGUCUGUUAGUGAGAUGUCAAAGAUAUUUGGGGAGGAGGCACUCCAUCACCACACUCUGGUUCUUUUUACCAGAGGUGAUGACCUGGAGGGGAUGGGGAUUGAAGAGUUCCUGAGUAAGACUGCGCCUCCCGGGCUCAAGGCUCUGAUUGACAGGUGUGGCAGCAGGUACCAUGUCCUCAACAACAAAGACCAGAAUAACUCAGAGCAAGUGAAAGAACUCCUGAUGAAGGUGGACAAGAUGGUGAGGCAGAGCACCACAGGGUUUUAUACCAACACAAUGUUUUCAGAGGCAGAGGCUGCCAUCCGGGAAGAGCAGGAAAGGAUGUUGAGGAAGCAAGGGGAUGGGGAAGAACAAGGUGGGACUUCGACUUGUAUGAGACAGGAGGCUGCGCCCUCUGCCAAGGUCCUGGACAGAGUAAAGAUCAUGGUAGCUGCUGGAGCCACGGGCAUGGUAUUCGGGACAAUGUUUGGCAUAGCAGUGCCUUUGGCGGCUGCAGCUUGGGCUUCCCUUGUGGGAAAAUUAGUGGGUUUCGUUGCAGGUAAACUAGCAGGGAUGUCUGUAGCGGAAGGCACAGGGGUUGGGAAAGCUGUGGGGGCCAUAGUGGCAGCAGCUUCAGGGAAAACGGCACUGGUGCUGGGAGCAGAAACAGGUUGGGCCGUCGGCGGUUCUAUGGGAGCCAUUGUUGGCAUUAGGGCUGCCAGUCCAAGGGAGGGUGCUUUGGAUGCCCUGGGUCAGGUUAGUUCCAUCGGGGCCUCUGCUGUGAGGAUGGCAGCAGGAGUUGGAGCAUUCUUGGGAGCUGGGGCAGCUCUCGGUGUAGCUCUGCAGGGAGCAGCUGUCAGCACAGCCGCCCUCGGUACAGCUGAAACUGCAGCAGUAGGUGCAGCCAACGUGUCUGUAACUCAGGGUGGUUCAGCUUCAGCAGCACUGUCUACCACUGUAGCACCUCAGGGUGCUGCUGCAGGAGCAGUCUUAGCUCAGGGUGGUUCAGCUUCUGAAGCACUGUCUACACCUGUAGCACCUCAGGGUGCUGCUGCAGGACCAGUCUUAGAUCAAUUUAAUACAGCCCGCGAGUGGAGCUGUUUCUACCAUCUAGAAGCUAUCACAGACAAGGAGGAGCUCAUGGACCCUGGUGUCAUGGAGGCUGAGAGGGAAGGUGAUGACUGUGACACCAGCUGGAGCGAAGAGCUCAGGCUCGUCCUCAUCGGAAAAACAGGAAGUGGCAAGAGUGCAUCUGGAAACACCAUCUUGGGCCGGAAGCAGUUCCUGUCUCAGAUCAGCGGCAGCUCCGUUACACAGAUCUGUGAGCUCGGGAGUGUCGUGCUCACAGAGGAAGAGGCAGCCAAGGAGGAAGAGGAGAACCAGGCUGUCACACGGAGGAAGAUGAGCAGGGUCACGGUGGUUGACAUGCCAGGUUUCGGGGACACACACCUCAGCAGGGAGCAGAUUCAUGAAGAAAUAUCCAAGUGUGUGUGUCUCUCUGCCCCCGGGCCUCAUGCCUUCCUCCUGGUUGUGCCAUUAGGACGAUACACAGACGACGAGAACCAGGCUGUUAGUGAGAUGUCACAGAUAUUUGGGGAGGAGGCACUCCAUCACCACACUCUGGUUCUUUUUACCAGAGGUGAUGACCUGGAGGGGAUGGGGAUUGAAGAGUUCCUGAGUAAGACUGCGCCUCCCGGGCUCAAGGCUCUGAUUGACAGGUGUGGCAGCAGGUACCAUGUCCUCAACAACAAAGACCUGAGUAACUCAGAGCAAGUGAAAGAACUCCUGAUGAAGGUGAACAUGAUGGUGAGGCAGAGCACCACAGGGUUUUAUACCAACGCAAUGUUUUUAGAGGCGGAGGCUGCCAUCAGGGAGGAGCAGAAAAGGAUGUUGAGGAAGCGAGGGGAAGAACAAGGGGGGAACAGCAGCAGCAGCAGCAUUAGCAGCAUGGAGGAACUGGUGAAACGAAGGAAGUGUCACCUAGAGGCUGACGAAGCAGGGAGCAGCACGAGAGGAUCACAAGGGUUCAGGGGGAGGGAGUUAGAGAGAGGAAAUGAAGAUGAUUUUAGGGUGGAGAGAUGGACAGAGGAGAGCAAAUGCAGUGCUUUCAGUCUCCUCAGGGACAGAUUUAAACAAAGCAGGGACCAGUUCAGAGGGAGACACAAGGGCCACAGCAGGCGACACUUGCGCUGUUCCUACUUGACUCGUAUGAGACAGGAGGCUGUGCUCUCUGCCAAGGUCCUGGACAGAGUAAAGAUCAUGGUAGCUGCUGGAGCCACGGGCAUGGUAUUCGGGACAAUGUUUGGCAUAGCAGUCCCUUUGGCGGCUGCAGCUGGGGCUUCCCUUGUGGGAAACUCUGUGGGUUUCGCUGCAACUCAACUAGCAGGGAUGUCUGUAGCGGGAGGCACAGGGGUUGGGAAAGCUGUGGGGGCCAUAGUGGCAGCAGCUUCAGGGAAAACGGCCCUGGCAGUGGGAGCAGCAACAGGUGGGGCUGUGGGCGGUUCUAUGGGAGCCGUUGUUGGCACUGGGGCUGCCAGUCCAAGGGAGGGUGCUUUGGAUGCCCUGGGUCAGGUUAGUUCCAUCGGAGCCUCUGCUGUGGGGAUGGCAGCAGGAGUUGGAGCGUCCUUGGGAGCUGGGGCUGCUAUAGGUGCAGCUCUGGAGGGAGCAGCUGUUGGCACAGCCGCCCUUGGUGCAGCUGAAACUGCAGCAGUAGGUGCAGCCAACGUGUCUGUAGUUCAGGGUGGUUCAGCUUCAGCAGCCCUGUCUACCACCAUAGCACCUCAGGGUGCUGCUGCAGGAUCAGUCUUAGCUCAGGCUGAGUCUGUUGGUACUGUAUGUGGGUUCACAGGUCCGGGUGGGGCCUGCCUGGUCCCGUCAGAUCCUUUGAGAACUGUGGGGGCAACAAAUCGUAUUUUGUCCGUAGUAGCAGAUAUAAGCAAGGCUGUAGCAAGCAUCGCCGUGGCUGGAGGUCUGGUAGUGAAGGUGGUAAAGGAAAAAGUCAGAUGUGGCACACAAACAACAGAAACAAAUUACUCAGAGAAAAAGGCUUAUGAGAUCUACUGGAACAAAUAAAUACAUCCUGAGAAUGGAGUUGUUUUCUAGUUAAUAAAUGUAUAAUCAUAUUUUCUCUUGAUGAAAUCCGACACUCUAAAGUAACUUCAGUCUGUGUUGCUAUUAAAACACCUAAAAUAUUCAGUAGCUGGAGCAUUGUGGUGUUAAACUGGUAAAAGGCUGGUGUGAGAGUUUAGUGAUAUUUUCAGUAUGAUGACAGGUGAAGGAUAUUAGUUAUUAGAUAUAAGUUCACUUGAGAUUUAUUUUUUCCAAGCAAAUUUGUAUAUGAAUCGAUUGUUUUAAGGUUGUAACUCAUCUUCCAGCUGAUUGGUUUAGAACAAGAACUCAAGUCUUUUUAUAGAAAUAAAGAAAAGAAGAAAGAAAAAGACAAAAGAAGUAUUAGAAAGUAUUUUAAAUCCUAAAGGCUGACAGAGGAUUGUGUGUUUUUUUGUGUUUCACUUGCCACUUUAUCUGCAAAGUGUUUAAUAGAUUUGAACAUCCAGCACCAGCUGCUGUAAAUGUAUCACCAGUUCACUCCUGUUCUGACAUUUGUUGCAGUCAAAUGAGCACUAAAGACAAUAAAGUAUUUGAAUGAC
This is a messenger RNA of Platichthys flesus (European flounder), 5627 nucleotides long. RefSeq lists its product as uncharacterized. Gene Ontology annotation, molecular function: GTP binding. The record is from RefSeq and is a predicted model, not a curated record. NCBI's taxonomy places the organism in Eukaryota, Metazoa, Chordata, Actinopteri, Pleuronectiformes, Pleuronectidae. The transcript has 6 exons. Bases 262 to 5052 code for a protein of 1596 amino acids.